Medioppia subpectinata is the source of this 1647-nucleotide messenger RNA. The record is from the annotation of a GenBank genome assembly. NCBI's taxonomy places the organism in Eukaryota, Metazoa, Arthropoda, Arachnida, Sarcoptiformes, Oppiidae.
AUGGAGUUUUACGCCAUGGAAUACCAAAUAACUUAUAAUACUUAUAAUUUUGUUAACUUAAAUUCAUUCGUCGAUUCUGGAGCCAUAGGUUCGGGUGGUUUUGGGACUGUAUUUAAAGUAAAGCAUAAAUUGGAUGAUAAGAUAUAUGCACUCAAAAAAGUAGAAUUUGAAGAUUAUGGCCUAGAAAGAAAAGUGAAAAUUAUGAGAGAGGUGAAAAAUUUAUCAAAAAUCAACUCAGAGUUUGUGGUUAAAUAUUACGACUCGUGGAUCGAAGGCAAACACCUCUACAUACAGAUGGAGUACUGCCCGCAAACACUCCGCUCUGUACUCAAUGACAAACAACAAGUAUUUGGGAGACAAUCGACUGAAGCCAUGAAUAUUUACGAGUAUUUCAUUUCUUGUCAAAUAUUUCGGGAAAUUUUGGAAUGCGUUCAAUAUCUUCAUGAAUUGAACCCUCCAAUCAUUCACAGGGAUAUAAAGCCCGAGAAUAUAUUGAUUUUGCAUAAUACAAAAACUAAUACAUUUCUAAAACUGGGUGACUUUGGUUUGGCCACUGAACAUAACCGGCCAACUAAGACUCAUACCCAGGGGGCGGGAACUCGCAAUUACAUGGCACCGGAAGUCGGGAUGGGUAAAAAAUAUGAUGUUAAAGCUGAUAUUUAUAGCGUUGGAAUGAUUGGACUUGAAAUGUUUGAAUUGAACACAGGAGGCAAACCUUUGGAGAAAUAUCGUUUUGCCUCGUUUUGUGCUCAGUUUAAUCCAUUAUAUCACGCGAUCGGUUCAAUGUAUGAAACCUUGAUCGGAGACCGGCCGACAAGUAGACGUUUUUUGUGUGUGAAAACAAAUACCGAUUGUGAUAAACAAAUUGGCAUUAAUUUGAGCAACACAUCAUCCAAUGAUGUAAGCAAAUCAGCUACACCAAAUCCGGCAGCUAAGCAAAUUGUACCAAUUCGACAGAAUAGCAUAAAUAAGUGGAAUAAGCUGAAUUCGGCGGACAUAGUUGACAAUCAAUAUGUCGUUUCUAAAACGCAAACAAGCAAACAUGGUGACGACAAUAAAUCUGGGCUUAGCAAGUUACCGUUCGCGACCCAACAAAGUGUUAAAAACAGAGUUAGCGAAAUCACGACAAAUAUCGAAAGCUGUGAAAAUACUAACCUAAGUGUUCGGCUCAAAACCAGAAUCAACAAGUUAAAUGUGUCUUUAACAGCAGCAUGGGAGACCAAACUAGGUAAAUACGGGCCCUCACGCAGCGAACAGCCCGAGUUAUCGGUAGUCAAGACUUCCAGCCGCGGACGCGAACCCCCGGCCAUCUACCCAAAGCCCAAACAUUUUUCGUCCAAUACGUGCAUUACGGAUGACGUGUUUGAUGUCCGCCAAAAUCGGGAAGAGUUCUCAAAACUCGUGGACAAAAUUGGUAGCGUUGUGUCGACCCCGAGGUGGCCCUCGAGCCAAACCAUACCUACCUCGUCAAGAACCCAAUUGCUCACCGAAUCAAUGUCGCACUCAAUAUCAUUUAUGUCAAUUAAUGUCGAUGUUCAGCCACAGUCAUCGCUAACACCACAGCCGCGUCAGCCAUUUUCGUCGUCACCAAUUAGUUUUGACUCUCCCCCACCCCACCCGCUUACACCCCGGUGGCCCCAUUGCUAA